Lepus europaeus (European hare) is the source of this 753-nucleotide messenger RNA. Its product is annotated as sperm acrosome-associated protein 5-like. The record is from RefSeq and is a predicted model, not a curated record. The transcript is spliced from 5 exons. Gene Ontology annotation, biological process: fusion of sperm to egg plasma membrane involved in single fertilization. Bases 334 to 726 code for a protein of 130 amino acids. Lineage: Eukaryota; Metazoa; Chordata; Mammalia; Lagomorpha; Leporidae. Gene Ontology annotation, molecular function: lysozyme activity. Gene Ontology annotation, cellular component: sperm flagellum; acrosomal vesicle.
UUGGAAUAGUGGAGCGGGGAGCGAAAAUGCCCAAUGAAGGAAAAGAGUGUAGCAAGCGGGAAUUUCGAGUCUUGAACUUGGAAAGCAGCAAUGGGGUUGCAAGUGUAAUUGAAUGAAAAGACGGGAUGCAUGGCAGAAUUGCUGUGUGUGCAAAGGCUAGGAGGUUGGGAAGGGCCAGGGCUCCAUCCUGUGGCUAGGGCUGGGAAUUUACCUUCUAACGUUUGAAGGACGUUAAGUCGGUUUGCAAAGAAGCUAAAGAAUAAAUAAACGACGAAGUGGAACACACACCGGCGGUAAGGAGAUGCCAAGAUCUAUGAACGCUGUGAGCUGGCAAUGAAGCUGCAGAAAGCAGGCCUCGAUGGCUACAGGGGCUACAGCAUUGGAGACUGGCUGUGCAUGGCACACUACGAGAGUGGUUAUGACACCUCUUUCGUGGACCACAAUCCUGAUGGUAGCAGUGAAUAUGGGAUUUUCCAGCUGAAUUCUGCCUGGUGGUGUAACAACGGCAUCACACCCACCGAGAACCUCUGCCACAUGGAAUGUCGUGAUCUACUCAACCGCCACAUUCUAGAUGACAUCAUGUGUGCCAAGCGGGUUGUAUCCACACAGAACAGUAUGAGUGCCUGGGAUUCCUGGACCCAGCACUGUUCUGGCCAUGAUUUAUCUGAAUGGAUCAAGGGGUGUGAUGUGCAUUUAAAGACUGACUCAAGGAAAAUGCAUCCAUGACUCAAACUACCAGGAAUAGAGAUUCUC